CGGCUGCUCAGCUUAGUCAUUUGGGAGUUCUUAAAGCACACAUUCGAUGGUGUCCGAUGAAAAUAGUACGAGAAUUGGCAGCUAUUCGUUUCCAUUUGCGGACGAGCGGACACGAACAUGGCCGCUGGUGGAAUCGCCUUGGAAUGUGCCCGCCCUGCUGACCCUCUAUCUGCUGAUGGUGCGCUAUGGACCCAAGUGGAGAGCCAGGUACAAGCCGCUGCAGUUGCGAGUGCCAUUGUUCUGCCACAGUUUGGCCAUGGCUCUGCUGAAUGCCCACAUUUGCCUAGAGCUCUUCACUUCGACGCGGGCCCUCAACUAUAGCUUCAGUUGUCAGCCAUGUCGGGUGAGCUAUAGCCCACAUGAAAUGCGUAUUGCUGCGGCCCUUUGGUGGUUCUACAUUUCGAAAAUAUUGGAAUUCGCCGACACGGCCUUCUUCAUCCUGCGGCACAAGUGGACGCAGCUGAGCUUCCUGCACGUGUACCACCACAGCACCAUGUUGGUCCUGUGCUGGGUCUUCGUUAAGUGGAAGCCGACGGGUUCGACCUUUGUUCCGGCCAUGAUGAACUCCUUUGUGCACAUCAUUAUGUACGGCUAUUAUGCGCUGAGUGUACUGGGUCCUCGCAUCCAGCGAUUCCUGUGGUGGAAACGCUACUUGACUGGCCUUCAGCUGCUGCAGUUCACCAUCGGGUUGCUCUGGGCCACGCAGCUGGUUAUCCGGGACUGCGAGUACGGAACCUGGAUAAGUUUCACUGGAGGCGCCUACAUGCUGCCGUUCCUCUUUCUCUUCGGAAGAUUCUAUGCCCAAAACUACAGGGUAUCGGCAGACAUCAAGAAAGCCAUGUAAAGUGAAUAUAAUCUUGUCCCAUUUAAACAGAAAGAAUUUUAGAGACUGUGCAAAACAGGAAUAUAUGUGUUGCUUAUAUCACAGCUGACAAUAAACAUUUUUAUAACGUAUUUUGAUGCACUGAAUUCAAUAAUGGGCAUUUAUGUCUUUUUACAUGUUGCUUUGACGCUGAACAUUUCAUGAACUCAAAAACAAAAGUUAAUUUACACGUGAACCGAUUUACGAUAGGAGCAAAUUAUAUUUAAAUAUUUAACCUUUUCCUAGACAGCACUUCAAGUAAUACUGACACUUCUGAAAAAAUCAAACCUUUCAGGCAUAGGACGGGAUGAAUUAGUAAUGAUAAACUCAGGCUUUAUUUUUUCUAAGCCUGGAAGUCAACGCAAAAAACAACGGUUUUUCGUUUCACUGCAUUUAUUAUGUAUCUGAUGUUUUGGCAUAAACUCAUAUGUACAAAAAAUUCGUUAAAAAAAUACAUUGCGUAAAUGCAGAACUAC
This is a messenger RNA of Drosophila gunungcola (fruit fly), 1338 nucleotides long. RefSeq names its product elongation of very long chain fatty acids protein 4-like. Gene Ontology annotation, biological process: fatty acid elongation, saturated fatty acid; fatty acid elongation, monounsaturated fatty acid; very long-chain fatty acid biosynthetic process. NCBI's taxonomy places the organism in Eukaryota, Metazoa, Arthropoda, Insecta, Diptera, Drosophilidae. Gene Ontology annotation, cellular component: endoplasmic reticulum membrane. Gene Ontology annotation, molecular function: fatty acid elongase activity. The transcript is spliced from 4 exons. The coding region runs from base 47 to 844 and encodes 265 amino acids. The record is from RefSeq and is a predicted model, not a curated record.